GUGAUGGGUUGACAGGUGCGUGACAGUGGAAGCUGCUCUCGGCACAAGCAUGUACGGCAAAGGGAAGAGUAACAGCAGCGCCGUCCCGUCCGACAGCCAGGCCCGGGAGAAGUUAGCACUGUAUGUAUAUGAAUAUCUGCUCCAUGUAGGAGCUCAGAAAUCUGCCCAGACAUUUUUAUCAGAGCCGGGUUCACACAUGAUAUAUCAUUCAUCUCUACAACAUCCAUGUGAGAUAAGAUGGGAAAAAAACAUCACAUUGGGGGAACCUCCAGGAUUCUUACAUUCUUGGUGGUGUGUAUUUUGGGAUCUCUACUGUGCAGCUCCAGAAAGACGAGAAACAUGUGAACAUUCAAGUGAAGCGAAGGCUUUCCAUGAUUAUAGUGCUGCAGCAGCUCCCAGUCCAGUGCUAGGAAACAUUCCCCCAGGAGAUGGCAUGCCAGUAGGUCCUGUACCACCAGGGUUCUUUCAGCCUUUCAUGUCACCUCGGUACCCUGGAGGUCCCAGACCGCCAUUAAGAAUACCCAACCAGGCACUUGGGGGUGUCCCAGGAAGUCAACCAUUAUUGCCCAGUGGAAUGGAUCCAACCCGGCAACAAGGGCAUCCAAAUAUGGGUGGGCCAAUGCAGAGAAUGACCCCUCCAAGAGGAAUGGUUCCCUUAGGACCGCAGUCUGACCCUUGGUUAUCAUUACAGAACUAUGGAGGUGCAAUGAGACCCCCUCUGAAUGCUUUAGGUGGCCCUGGAAUGCCUGGAAUGAACAUGGGUCCAGGAGGCGGUAGACCGUGGCCAAACCCCACAAAUGCCAAUUCUAUACCUUAUUCCUCAGCAUCUCCUGGGAAUUAUGUAGGUCCUCCAGGAGGGGGAGGGCCACCAGGAACUCCCAUCAUGCCUAGUCCAGCAGAUUCAACCAAUUCCGGAGACAACAUGUAUACUUUAAUGAAUGCGGUACCGCCUGGGCCCAACAGACCUAAUUUUCCAAUGGGCCCAGGGUCAGAUGGCCCUAUGGGUGGAUUGGGCGGAAUGGAGUCACAUCAUAUGAACGGAUCUUUAGGCUCAGGAGACAUGGACAGUAUUUCCAAGAAUUCUCCCAAUAACAUGAGCCUGAGUAAUCAACCAGGCACUCCAAGGGAUGAUGGUGAAAUGGGGGGAAAUUUCUUAAACCCUUUUCAGAGUGAGAGUUAUUCCCCUAGCAUGACAAUGAGUGUGUGAUCCAUUACCAAAUUUCCUCAUGAAAACCACAGUGAGUCAGCCCUCUUCACAGAACUACUACAGAAGAAAAUAUUUCAUCACAGUGUACAGUUUAAACAAAAGGAUCUCAGUCACAACCAAACCAACCUUUUUUUUUUUCCUGCUCUUCUCUCCUACUUUGUGAGAGAAAGCGGGUACAAGCGUGAUUCAAAACAACUGUAAGAGUGGCAUAUUAGAAUUGCCUAAACAGAACUGCAAACAAUUAUCUGUGUAUGUAUAUUGUGGGGAAAAUGAAUGUACUGUAUGUAUGUAUGUUCUAUAUACAUAUACAUGCACACAUGCAUACAUGUGCCCACAGGGACAUUGUAAAAUAUUAUCACAUGACAUCUUAAGUAGAAUAAGAAGUAGGGACUUUUAUUCCAUCUUUGUCACGUUUACAUUUUAAUUAUUAAAAGUUGCUUUUUUCCCCCCUGAACUAUUUUGUGCUGUGUAUAUCACUGCUUUAUAUAAGUUAUUUUUAAGGUGAAUUCAGAUGAUAAGUUGUUAUGGUUUUGUAAAUGUCUGCAAUCAUGGAUAGGAAUAAAAUUGCUUAUAUGAGAGCUUUCAUUAAAUUGUGUUUGAUACAAGUUAUAUCCUGUGAAUCAUAAACCUGUACUGUCUCAAGAAACAGAAGAAAGCUUGUCCUAAUUUUUAUGUCAAAUCUAACAGUUUUUCACAUACCUUUUGAAGGUUUUGAGAUACUUUUCCUUCCCUAAUUGGGGACUUAAUUACAGUAUAUUUCUGCAAUAUCUAUUAUAAGAGAAAGUCUUGAGUUGUUUGAAACAGUUUAUUUCAGAAAAUCAGAAAUGAUAAUAGAUGAGCCCCAGUUGCUUUUAAACCUAGCAAUAAAGAAGCAGGGGCUGUCCUAUUAUUGGCAGUGUGUUUUCAGUUUAAUGAGACCAGGCCCAGAAGUAGAUCUAGAACAACCGUUGGAAUGUUUUGCCUCUCAACGGAAAUACCAGACCUUAGACCGAAAUCAGAUUCUUAAUCUAAUUGAAUAUUUUUACCCAGGCACUGUGAAACAACAGGGAUGAAAUUGCUGUUAUGGCUUUAUGCACACAUGGAGGAUUUGGCUGCAUUGCCUAGGAACCACUACUGCGACUUUAUGUUGUCCCAGCGUGUUCUGUGCCGCUGGCAGAAGGGAGAAGUGAGGGAUUGCCAGUCUGGAUGUAUCGAUUCACCGAAUGCAGUCGGGUUCUGCAUGGCUCGGAUUUUUUUCCAGAUAAAUUUGGCAGCAGUGAUGUUGGCCUCUGCCUUUGCCUUCAUCAGGCCACUCUGACAUUUAGAGGCUUUCCAAGAGAUGGCAAGGGGAUGGUUUGCAAAAAAAUAAAAUAUUCUGCCAGCACUUAAAGUGGCUCUAUGUUCUUCAGCCCUUGGGCAAAUCCAGUGCUUUGCUCUGCCUUGGUUAAAAAGAAAAAAAAAAAAACCUGAGUGUAGCACAUUACCAGGCAAUACUGGAAAAAUAGGAAGAGUCUCACUCCAUUCCCUGAAGGAGAGACAGGAGAGCCUGUUCUGAGGCCCAUCAGCAAUGGUAGCACCAAACAUUUGACCUAGUGGAAGGGGUGGUUUUGUCUUGGCUUUCCAAACUCACCCUAGAGAGGUUUGCAUUGGGAGUCCUUCCUGCUUCCUAAAGUAAAAUCCUACAGUUUGUAGGAAAUGGAGGAGAUGAGCAGAUUAUUUGCUGGUUUUGAUCCCAUAGGACUUACUCCUCUCAAGUCCCUAAUGAAGUAGCCCUCUCUGAAGAAUAAAGAUUUUGCGAGUGUAUAACUGAGUGCGGGGUAGAACUGUUCAGGGAAGAAGGGAAGUGAAUUAAAUUUAUGGCCUAGAUUUAAAUUGUAAUAAAAUGAAUGGCCCCAUUAAUCACAGAGUUCAAGAGGCAGAAGAUGUAUAUCAGAGAACGGCAUCGGGCCUUUGAGCUACAAAAAAAAUCUUUCUAAUGAAAAAAAAUCAAACAAAAAUGUCUUUAGUUCAGUUGUUAGAAUAGCCUGAAUAGAACAUUUUGCCUAGAUAUCUGCUUUUUAUCUAAAGUCCUAAUCCUGAAGAUCUUUCUGAAAAGCUACAUCAUUAGCAAAAUGAGAAACCCAGAUAGUUCUUUUACUAUCUACUAUUAUCUUAAAUUAUAUUAUAGUACUGUAUUUUUGCCAUUUUGUUGAUUCUUUGAAGUUGAUCUUGAUUUGUAUUUACUCUCUUAGAAGUGAAUUGUUUCUAUUGCCUCCAGGAAUCCAAGCCUGAUUUUGCUGUCCUUAUCCAAGGUUAAUCCUGGAAUAGGCCACUAUUAUUGACUUACGGUGUAAGAAAUACAAAAUUCAGUAAACUGAAUUCUUCAUCUCAUGCA
This is a messenger RNA of Tachyglossus aculeatus (Australian echidna), 3560 nucleotides long. It is a transcript of the gene SSBP2, whose product is annotated as single stranded DNA binding protein 2. The coding region runs from base 50 to 1207 and encodes 385 amino acids. NCBI's taxonomy places the organism in Eukaryota, Metazoa, Chordata, Mammalia, Monotremata, Tachyglossidae. Gene Ontology annotation, cellular component: nucleus. Gene Ontology annotation, molecular function: protein binding; single-stranded DNA binding. The record is from RefSeq and is a predicted model, not a curated record. Gene Ontology annotation, biological process: positive regulation of transcription by RNA polymerase II. The transcript has 18 exons.